Molecule: messenger RNA, 3906 nt
Organism: Micromonas commoda
Lineage: Eukaryota; Viridiplantae; Chlorophyta; Mamiellophyceae; Mamiellales; Mamiellaceae
Product: resistance-nodulation-cell division superfamily
Exons: 2
Coding region: 1-3903 (1300 amino acids)
Cellular component (GO): membrane
Source: RefSeq, a predicted model, not a curated record
AUGCCGUCCCUCCCCGCGAGCGCGCAGAGGCGUAUCGUACGAUUCAUCGUCCGCAACUCCGGCGCCAUCGUCCUGUGCAACGCCGCCGCCGUCAUCGUCAUGCUGUUCCUGCUGAGCCACACGCACCAGCGGGUAGACGCGACCCUUCGCCACUACCUGGUCCGGGGCACCAGAACCGGCGAGCGCUCGCGGCAGUUCGACAGGCUCGUCUCCACGUCCACGGUGACGACCGAACCGCCUCGGGAACCCGCGUCGCCCGAGGACGUCGAGUUCGGCACGUCAAUCGACGCCGAAGCUCGGCGCAUGGAGCGACUGGACGCCGAGUUCCCGGGCGCGGCCGCGAGGCUCACCGCGUCCAGGGUUCUCGCGGACUUUCCCAGGAGGAGCGCGCCGGACAAGGCGCUCGCGACGGACCCCAAAGCCGGCGCUUGGGGCGGCGCGGGCGGAGCCGAGGAGUUCACCGUCAUCGUCAAAACCUCGCGCGCGGCGGCGGACGGCGACGUUUUCACGCCUCACGCGCUUCGUCGGGUGUGCGAGCUCAAGAGGGCGAUCGAGCGGUCCCCGGGGUACGGAGGCGCGUGCGCGCGGGUCAAGGAGAAAACCGCGACAAAAAACCAAACCCAAACCCCCGCGUCCGCCGCCUCGAGCAAAAACGAUUGGGACGGGUGCGCCCCCGCGUUCUCGGUCUUCGACGUCGUCUCAGCGUACGAACACGUCGGUCUUCGCGGCGUCCCACUCGCGUUCGCCCGGACCGCUCGCGCCGUCUUGCUGUUAAACGAUGGGAUCGAUUCGGUUCGACGGGUGUGCUCGUCGAGGGAAACAGCCGGCGGCGUCCUGUGCGGGCUGCGGCCCAGCCUCGGGUGCGACCCGCGCGGAUGCGACGCCAAACUCGACGUCACCGCCCGCGCGUGCGUCGUCGGCAACGGUCUGGUCGAGGUGUGCGACUGGAUUCGGUCCGCGGCGCCGACGGAGGAGGAGGUGAAGACGGUAGCUUGGGCGGAUUUUCGACAGUCGACGUCGUCGGAGGAUGAAGGGUGCGAGAAAGGGUCUUUCGAUUCGGCGUCUGCGGCGAGCGCGAUCAAGUUCGGCGCGGUCGCCGCGCGGUGGAGCGAACGGAGCGGGGGUACGUUGGAGAUGGCGGCGCUCGCGGCGCCGUGGAGUCUCCUCGCGGAUCGACGCUUCGGGGAGGCUGGCGCGGACGGGGACGACGACGACGCGAGGGCGAGGACCGAGGUGACUCGGCUGGCGUUUCGACUGGCUCCGAGAGGGACGCCGGGGUACGCCGCCGCGACGCGAUGGGCGAAGGAGGUGGCCGGCCCGAUCGUGGAAUCGUGGGGUGACGGUGAGAUGACGGCGUCGUGGCGACACAUGUGGGCGCUCAAGCUCAUGGGACGCGAGUACCUCUGGGGAGAUUUGAGAUGGGCGGCGGGUUCGUUCUGCACCACGCUUUUCCUCGUGAGGGCGCACACGGGCUCGACGUUUCUCGCUCUCGGUGGAAUGACCGCCGUCAUCGCGUCGCUGGUCGUCGCGCAGUUCGUGUACGUGCACGCGAUCGGCGUGACGUGGAUCGGAAUGCUCAACUUUUUGGGGGUGUUCAUCGUGCUGGGAGUCGGCGCGGACGACGUCUUCGUGAUUCUCGAGUUUUGGAAGCAGUCCAAACGCGAGGCGCUCUCGACGGCCGGAGAGGAAGACAAUCGCCACUCCGACGAUGGGGAGUCAUCCACCGAGCGCGUGCUCGUCGAGCGCUUGCGAUGGACCGCGGAGAAGAGCUUGUACGUCGUGACGAUGACGUCGGUCACCACGGCGGCGGCGUUUGCGUGUAACAUGGCGUCCCGGAUCGCCCCCGUGCGCCUCUUCGGGGCGUUCAUGGCCGCGCUCAUCGCCGGCAACUAUCUGCUCGUGUGCACCACGUUUCCGGCUCUGCUGGUGCUCGAGCACGGGAUGCGCGCGAGGUCGGCGCGCAGGUGGAGGCGAUGGAGGAAUCGCGCGAGGGUGAGGGCGACGCGGCUCGAGUCCGUCGUCGUCGCGCCCGCCCACCCGGUAACUCACUGCCCGGUGACUCACCGGCCGGCGAUCGGCCCGAGGACGAGCCCCAAACACCGACGCACCGCAUCGCACGCGCCGCGUCUGGCGGCGCUCGAGGAGGAUCACGGAGGCGUCGAGAUGGAUCCCCCGAGCGCGUCCAAGCCGACCGCGCGCCGCACGUCCUCCCUGACCCUUCACGAUCGCCUCGGCGUCUUCUGGAGGGACGGCGGCGGGCGGGACUCGGACGACGAGGAUGAUUUUUCAUCCCUCGCCGCCGCCUCCGUCGCGUCGUCCCCGUCCCAAUCGCCGGUCGAAGCGCUCGCCGCGUCGAUGCACGCGACGAGGCGCGCGUAUGAGGAACGCGGCGAGGCGGCCGUUCGCGUGCUCGCCGACUUUGUCGUGUCGUAUCGAUGGCACGUGGUGGCGUUUGCGGCGGCGUCGCUCGCGUUUUCGGCGUUCGCCGCGAGGGGGGUCCAGCCGCCGGCGAGGUCAUCCUCCGCGGGAUUCAGCAUCUUCCCCGAGGGGCACAACUUCAACGUCUUCGCGGAGGCGUGUUCGAUGUUCGGGUUCGCGCGGUCCGCCGAGGCUGUGCGCGUGACGUUCGUGUGGGGGCUCGAGCGCCCUCGCGAGACAGACCCGGCGGAUGACGAAUUCGAAAUUAAUUCUAUCGAUUCAUCCCCGAGGAACCCCUUGGGGGCGCGCGCCCUGGAGGAGACGGCGCGUCGGCUCGGGUCCAAGUUCGAGAAUCCGACCACGUCGGACCAGGAGAGAGCCGCCGUGCCGGCGUUCGACACGUCGUUCGACGCGACGUCCGAGGAGGCGCAGGCCUGGAUGCUCUCGUUUUGUCGCGACCUGCGCGGCUCGGAAGCCACCGCCCGCCGGCUCAAGGAUCCAAACUCGGUGGUGUGCUUCGCCGAGGACGUCGAAGAUGCGACGCGCGCGGCGUCCGGCGGUGGGUUCGGGUCGCCAAUGUCGCCCGCGCGGUACGGCGCCGCGCUGAGGCGGUACGGGCGGGGCGAGUCGAACGACGGCGCGGUCAGGUGGUUCGCUCCGGACAGAUCCGGAACCCCCCCCGCGCCCGGACGAGGCGGCCCGACCCUCACGAACAUCCCGGCGGACAUCGGGGGUUCGAACGAGGGACGCGUCGCGAGCGUUGCCGUCACCGCCGUGCUGAGGACGUCCAGCGUGUCGUCGUCCACCGCGGAACUCGUCGCUGAGCACGAGUUUUGGGAGGGUUGGUUCGAGAGUAAACUGGCUGGAGCGCCACCCGGGAUGCGCGGAGGAUUCCAGACCUCGCCAACCUGGACGCUCACCGAGACGGAGACGGAGCUCGUCGACGGCGCGUGGACCGCGCUCACGCUGUCGCUUGUGUUCGCGUUCGUCGUGCUCCUCGGCGCGUCGCGAUCGGUCCGGCUGGCACUGCUCGCGACGAUAAGCGUGGGAUCAUCGGCGGCGAGCCUGCUGGCAGCCGCGGCGCUGCUGGGGUGGACCAUGGGCGUGAUCGAAGCCGUGUGCACGAUGGUUCUGGUCGGUCUGUCGCUGGACUACGUCCUUCACGUCGCGGGGGCGUACGUGCGGACGUCCGGGGCGGACGGUCGGCGGGAGCGAGCGAAGGGGGCGGUGCGAGCGGUCGGCCUUUCCGUCGUGUCCGGCGCGUCAACCACCGUGGGGGCUGCCGCGUUUUUGUUGGGGUGCACGCUGACGUUCUUCACCAAGUUUGGGCUGUUCGUGGCGUGGACGCUGACGUCGUCGCUGGUGCAGGCGGUGGUGGUUUUCCCGGCGAUGUGCGCCGUGUGGGGACCGGAGGACGUGGAGAGAGUAGAGGGCGAGGAGGACGAGCAGGAAGGGUGGAGGCAAACACACGCCGCCGCAAGAUGAUAG